Molecule: messenger RNA, 3753 nt
Organism: Coffea eugenioides
Lineage: Eukaryota; Viridiplantae; Streptophyta; Magnoliopsida; Gentianales; Rubiaceae
Exons: 5
Coding region: 1-3753 (1250 amino acids)
Molecular function (GO): nucleic acid binding; RNA-DNA hybrid ribonuclease activity
Source: RefSeq, a predicted model, not a curated record
AUGAGAGCUGUGGUGUGGAACUGUCGAGGUGUGGGGAGUUCCUUGACAGUUCCCCAGCUAAAGGAGUCUAUCAAACUCCACUCUCCAUCUUUGGUGUUUUUAGCAGAAACAAAAAAGAAAAAAAGUUAUUUGAAUACUGUGAAGCAAAGGACACAAUUUGAUCACCUUUUUGUUGUUGAUCCUGUGGGAUUGGCAGGGGGCCUGGCUGUGAUAUGGAAGAAGGAACUUCUGGUUAAAAAAGUGCUAUUUUCAAGUUUUACCAUCGAAUUGCUAAUAGAUGAUAAGGAAGCUGAGGUAGAGUGGUGGUGUGUCUGUGUGUAUGCUAGUACAGAUGUUAGGAUUAGGAGGGAACAGUGGAAGGUAAUAGCCAGGAGAAGUUGUCUGUGGGAGGAUGCUUGGGCCAUUAUGGGUGAUCUGAAUGACAUUACUUCUAAUGCUGAAAAGUGGGGGGGGAGGCUCAGGUCUGAAGCGAGUUUUCUGGAUUUUAAUGCUUUCAUCAAUGAAAAUGAGUUACAGGAUAUUGGGUUUGAAGGGGUUCCCUGGACCUGGUGUAAUAAUUGGGGCAGUGAGGGAGAGGUUAAAGAAAGGAUUGAUAGAAUCCUGGGAAGUAGAGGCUGGAUAAGGAGGUUUGAGAAAGCUAAAUGUAUCCAUGUGGAAUCUAAGGCGUCUGAUCACUGUUUAUUGGUGUUGGAUACUAAACCAGUUGAGAGGAGGUGGAGAAGGAGGUUUAUGUUUGAUAGGAGAUGGUUGAGGCAAAGGGAUGUUGGGGAGGUGGUUGAAAAGGCAUGGGGAGAACACCAGGAGGGAUCUAGGAUGUUUAAGGUGAAGGGGGAAAUACAGGAGGUUAAAGAGAUAAAGAGUGAGGGGUAUAGGAUCAAGUUAGCUAAUCUGAAGAGGCAGUUGGCUGAGGUGUCUGGCAGUAGGAGGUGGAACAGGAUUGGUGUGUUGAAGGGUAGGUUUGGUGAUUGGUGUAAAAGUGAAGAGGAGACAUGUCAGGAGAUAUCAGAUUAUUUCCAGCAAAUUUUUACUACACAGAAUCCUGAGGAUUUUGCUGAGAUUCUUGAGUGUGUUCCACAGACCAUCACUGAGGAGAUGAAUAUGGAGCUUACCAGGAAUGUCUCAGAGCAAGAAAUCAGUAAAGCAGUUUUCUCGAUGCAUCCACACAAGUCUCCAGGACCUGAUGGUAUGUCUCCAAUCUUUUUUCAAAAAUUUUGGCCUAUUCUUAAGUCUGAUAUUGUCUGUGCUGUUAACAGUUUUUUCCAUUCUGGCCACUUGCUCAAAUCUGUUAAUGAGACUCUUAUUAGUCUGAUUCCUAAAUCAAAUACUGCUAGUUCCAUUUACGAUUUUAGAUCUAUAAGUUUGUGUAAUGUCCUUUACAAAAUCAUUUCCAAAGUUCUUACUAACAGGUUCAAAUAUGUCUUGAGUGCAUGCAUUAGUAGUUCUCAGUCUGUUUUUGUUCCUGGGAGGCAGAUUUUGGAUAAUGUUCUGAUAGCUCAUGAGUGCAUUCACUUUUUGAAAAAUAAGAGGGUGGGCAGGGAAGGCUAUAUGGCGAUCAAAUUAGAUAUGUCAAAAGCUUAUAAUAGGGUAGAAUGGAAAUUUUUGGCAAAAAUGAUGAUGAAAAUGGAAUUCUGUCCUAAGUGGAUUCAGUGGGUGCUGGAAUGUGUCUCUAGUGUUACCUACUCCAUUAAUUUCAAUGGUGAGAAGAGGGGGUAUAUCAAACCAACAAGAGGGCUGAGGCAGGGGGACCCUCUUUCUCCUUAUUUGUUUCUGAUCUGUGCUAAAGAAAGCAAGGUUGCAGGGCAGAUUAUGAGAAUUCUGGAGGUAUAUAAACAAGCUUCUGGUCAAGUAGUGAAUAUAGAGAAAUCCUCUCUAUUCUUUAGUAAAAAUAUAGGUAGUAGACUGAAGGAUCGAAUUAUGGGGAAACUUAUGGGAAUGAGGCUUGCUACUCAUAGCAGAUAUCUGGGGUUGCCUCUACCCAUUGGAAGAUCAAAAAGGCAUGCAUUCGAGUUUAUUAGGAAUAAAACACUGGAAAGGUUGCAUGGUUGGAAGGAGAGGUUAUUGAGUCAGGCAGGAAAAGAGGUUUUGCUUAAAUCUGUGAUCAUGGCCCUUCCUACGUAUGUCAUGUCUUGUUGUUUGUUGCCAAAGGAUUUGUGCAGAAGAAUUUGCUCAGAGAUGGCUAAGUUUUGGUGGGGGCAGAAAGGGAAUGAACAGAAGUUACAUUGGCUAUGCUGCGGAAAAUUAUCAGAAGUGAAAGCAGAAGGAGGCCUUGGUUUCAGGGAUCUCCAUGAGUUUAAUCUGGCUUUGCUAGUAAAACAACUAUGGAGGAUUGUAACCAGGCCUAAUCUGUUGGUGAGUCAGGUUAUCAAAGCCAGGUACUUCAAGGGGGCCUUUCUAUGGAUGAUGGAAAGCACUGGCACUGACUCAUGGUGCUGGAAAAGCUUACUAAGGGCAAGGGAAAUUUUAGAGGUUGGACUAAGGAAGAGAGUGAGAGAUGGAAAAUCUAUCAGUAUUUGGGAGGAUAGAUGGCUUCCUAAUUCAGCAGAUGGGAAAGUUAAAACUAAAAGAAAGGAGGGGUUGGGUAUAUCCAGUGUGUGUGAGCUUAUUCAGGAAGGGAGGUGGAGGAAGGAGUUGAUUGUGCAGAUGUUUGAGGAGCAGGAAGGGAAGGAAAUACUGCGGAUUCCAUUGAGUGUAUAUGGAAGGAAGGAUUCUGUAUAUUGGAGUCAGUCCAGCUCUGGGGAGUACACAGUAAAAUCUGGCUAUAGGUUUGCAAGAGGUCUUAGUGGGAAGAGGGAUAUUGGGGGGAUGGGGGCUGAAUCAAGCAGUAGGAGGAGGUGUACUUCACAGGGUUGGAAUUUUCUUUGGGGGCUAAAAGUUAAGCAUAAGCUGAAGCAUUUCAUAUGGAAGUGUUUACAGGGGAUUUUGCCAGUGAAUGCUGUUAUCAAUGAAAGAUGUGCUAAAAGGGACUCUGUCUGUAAAUGUUGUGGGGAGUAUCCGGAAACUAUUGAACAUCUACUUUUUUUCUGUGAAAAUGCUAUGGCAAUCUGGAAGGCAGCACCUGUAAGCUGGGUGGGAUUGGAGUAUUUGAGGAACAAUUUUGGGCACUGGAAUAGGAGGCAGUUCGAGGACAAAGGAAUGGAUCCAAUGACAGUAGUAAGUAAAGCAACAAGGGAGUGGAGGGAGUUUCAGGAGGCACAGGGCGUGGAUGGGGAUAAUAGUAGUCAUAUGACCUGUGGAAAGGAGGGGAUGGGGGGCUGGAAGGAACCUGAGGGGGGAUGGGUUAAAUUUAACUCUGAUGCAGCUGUGCAGCAGAAGACUGAAAGAGCUGGUUGGGGGAUGAUUGCCAGGGGCUGUCUUGGAAACGCCUUGGGUGCUUGGGCUGUGCCUAACACAAGUUGCUCUAGUGCGAAACAGGAGGAAGCUUUGGCCUUAAGAGCUGCUAUGCUGAUGGCAAAACAGCAGGGUUGGAGAAGGGUGGUGUUUGAAUCAGAUUGCAAGCAUCUAAUAGAUAGCAUAAAUAGGGGGGAUGGGGAUUCUGAUAUAGCAACUAUUUUGUUAGAUAUUGAUAGUUUAAAGUCUAACUUCUACAAAUGUUGUUUUUCCUUCACAAGGAGGAUGAACAACUCUGUUAGUCACUCCUUGGCAAAACUAGCCUUAAGUUUGGAUGAUCCUGCUGAAUGGAAGGUGAUUUUCCCAGCUUGGCUGCUUGAAUUGCUUCAAGCAGAUUGUUGGGGCAGUUGCUCCAUUAGUGUGUAA